AUGUUAAACAAGCUUUCUUAUAUUCUCACAUUGACAACAGUUCGUUUGGUGAGCUCCACCAAUUCGUUGUCGUCUGGUCGUGUUGAAGUGUUUUAUAAUGGUACAUGGGGAACCGUUUGCGACGACUGGUGGGACUUACAAGACGCUGAUGUAGUUUGUCGCCAGCUUGGAUACGAUGGAGCUUUAUCAGCACCCAGAGCCGCAGCGUUUGAACAAGGAACUGGUCCGAUAUGGCUGGAUGACGUUGGAUGUUUUGGAAAUGAGAAAUCUAUAUUUCAGUGCGGUCACCAAGGAUGGGGAGUUGAGAACUGUCGGCAUAGUGAAGACGCUGGUGUGGUAUGCCGACCCAAAGCUGUUCGUUUAGUGAAUUCUUAUUUACAACAUGCUGGUCGUGUUGAAGUGCUAUACAGUGGUAUAUGGGGAACAAUUUGUAGCGACUAUUGGGAUUUACAGGACGCUGAAGUAGUUUGUCACCAGCUUGGAUACGAUGGAGCUUUACGAGCAGUUAGUAACGCAGCAUUUGGACAAGGAACAGGCCAGAUAUGGUUGGAUGACGUGCAAUGUGUGGGAAAUGAGAGAUCGAUAUCACACUGCAGUCACUUUGGAUGGGGAGCUCACAACUGUCGUCACUAUCAGGACGCUGGCGUAGUUUGCCGACCUGCAGUUCGUUUGGUGAGCCCCACCAAUUCGUUGUCGUCUGGUCGUGUUGAAGUGUUUUAUAAUGGUAUAUGGGGAACCGUUUGCGACGACUCGUGGGACUUACAUGACGCUGAUGUAGUUUGUCGCCAGCUUGGAUACGAUGGAGCUUUAUCAGCACCCAGAGCCGCAGCGUUUGAACAAGGAACUGGUCCGAUAUGGCUGGAUGACGUUGGAUGUUUUGGAAAUGAGAAAUCUAUAUUUCAGUGCGGUCACAAAGGAUGGGGAGUUGAGAACUGUAGGCAUAGUGAAGACGCUGGUGUGGUAUGCCGACCCAAAGCUGUUCGUCUAGUGAAUUCUUAUUUACCACACGCUGGUCGUGUUGAAGUGCUAUACAGUGGUACAUGGGGAACAAUUUGUAGCGACUAUUGGGAUUUACCGGACGCUGAUGUAGUUUGUCACCAGCUUGGAUACGAUGGAGCUUUACGAGCAGUUCGUAACGCAGCAUUUGGAGAAGGAACAGGCCAGAUAUGGUUGGAUGACGUGCAAUGUGUGGGAAAUGAGCCAUCAAUAUCACACUGCAAUCACUUAGAAUUGGGAGCUCACAACUGUCGUCACUAUAAGGACGCUGGCGUAGUUUGCCGACCUACAGUUCGUUUGAUGAGCCCCACCAAUUCGUUGUUCUCUGGUCGUGUUGAAGUGCUUUAUAAUGGUACAUGGGGAACCAUUUGCGACGACUCGUGGGACUUACAAGACGCUGAUGUAGUUUGUCGCCAGCUUGGAUACAAUGGAGCUUCAUCAGCACCUGCUGAUGCAGUAUUUGGACAAGGAACUGGUCCGAUAUGGUUGGAUGACGUUAAUUGUGAAGGAAAUGAGACAUCGAUAACGCAGUGCAGCCAUGGAGGAUGGGGAGUUCAUAACUGUGGUCAUAGUAAAAAUGCUGGUGUAGUGUGCCGCCAACUAAAAGGUCAUACAGUCCGUUUGUUGAGUCCCAACAAUUCACCGUCGUUUGGACGUGUUGAAGUCCAGUUUCAUGGAACAUGGGGAACAAUUUGUGAGAAUUACUGGGGCCUAAAGGAUGCUGAUGUGGUUUGUCGCCAACUGGGAUACGAUGGAGCCUUAUCAGCCCUUAGAGAUGUAGCAUUUGGACAAGGAACAGGCCCGAUAUGGCUGAAUAGGGUGCACUGUGGAGCUCGAGGAUAUCAGGAUAUCAGUGUUACUGACUGUGGUGCGAGGGGAUAGGGAGUUCAUAAGUGUUGGCAUAGUGAAGACAUUGGUGUGGUGUGCCGACCCGCAUUCCGUUUGGCGAGUUCCGCCAGUUCGCCAUCCUCUGGUCGUGUUGAGGUACGAUACAAAGGUAUAUGGGGAACCAUUUGUGACUACUCUUGGGACUUACAGGACGCUAAUGUAGUUUGUCGCCAGCUUGGAUACGAUGGAGCUUUAUCUGUACCAAGAAGAGCAAUAUUUGAACGAGGGGCAGGACAAAUAUGGCUGAGUCAUGUGCAAUGUGUAGGAAAUGAGGAAUCGAUAUCACAGUGCCGUCACAUGGGAUGGGGAGUUCACUACUGCCAGCAUAGUUAUGACGCUAGUGUAGUUUGCCGACCCGCAGUUCGUCUGGUAAGUCGUGGCCCUUCGCUAUCUUCUGGUCGUGUUGAAGUGCUAUACAAUGGUACAUGGGGAACAAUUUGCGACGACUCAUGGGAUUUACAGGACGCUGAGGUAGUUUGCCAUCAGCUUGGAUACGAGGGAGCUUUAUCAGCAUCUGGUGAUUCCGCAUUUGGAUAUGGACCUGGCCAGAUAUGGCUGGAUGACGUAAAUUGUGUAGGAAAUGAGAUUUUGAUAUUGCAAUGUUCCCACAGAGGAUGGGGAGUUCACAACUGUGGACAGAAUGAUGACGCUGGUGUUGUGUGCCGACCCGCAGCUGUUCGUUUGGUGAACCCUUUUAAUUACCCAUCUUCUGGUCGUGUUGAGGUGCAACACAGUGGCACAUGGGGAACCAUUUGUCGAAACUCAUGGGACGUGAGGGACGCUGAAGUAGUUUGCCGCCAGCUUGGAUUCGAUGGCGCUUUAACAGCGUUCACAUGGGCACGGGCAUCAUUUGGAAAAGGAGUAGGCCAGAUAUGGUUGGAUGAUUUGCAAUGCCAAGGAAAUGAGACAUCAAUAUCAGAAUGCUCUCACUUAGGAUGGGGAGUUCACGACUGUAAUCACUAUUAUGACGUUGGUGUAGUUUGCCGACCUGCAGUGCGUUUGGUGAGUCCCACCAAGUCACCAUCUUCUGGUCGAGUUGAAGUGUUUUACAAUGGCACAUGGGGAACCAUUUGUGACAACUCGUGGGACUUACAGGACGCUAAUGUAGUUUGUCGUCAGCUUGGAUUCGAAGGAGCUUUAUCAGUGUUUGAUACUGCAGUAUUUGGACAAGGAACUGGUCGGAUAUGGCUGGAUGGCAUAAAAUGUGUAGGAGAUGAGACGUCAAUAUCAGAAUGCAGCCACGGCGGAUGGGGAGUUAACAACUGUGGACAUAGUGAAGACGCUGGUGUGGUGUGCCGAAACGCAGGGGUGGAGGAACUUCUUGACAAACUUCCUAACAGAGUCACAACUUGA
Pocillopora verrucosa is the source of this 3237-nucleotide messenger RNA. The record is from RefSeq and is a predicted model, not a curated record. NCBI's taxonomy places the organism in Eukaryota, Metazoa, Cnidaria, Anthozoa, Scleractinia, Pocilloporidae.